Molecule: messenger RNA, 240 nt
Organism: Eruca vesicaria subsp. sativa (arugula)
Lineage: Eukaryota; Viridiplantae; Streptophyta; Magnoliopsida; Brassicales; Brassicaceae
Source: the annotation of a GenBank genome assembly
AUGAAGUUGCAGCUCUUUCCUUUGGAUGUUCAUACACGUCAAGGACUAGAAAAGGAUGGCUUUCACCUAUAUUUGGAACUCACUCUUAGCUCACGGAAGAAGGUUUCUUCAGUGCUUCAACACAUCCACAUAGUAAGUGGGGCAGCUCACAGAUCGCUCGAGGAGAUCCCACCGUGUACGGAAAUGAUCAAUCAAGACUCCCUUCUGAUCCUAAAUGGGCAGCAAAGAGCAGCAUUAUGA